Danio rerio (zebrafish) is the source of this 1022-nucleotide messenger RNA. The record is from RefSeq and is a predicted model, not a curated record. NCBI's taxonomy places the organism in Eukaryota, Metazoa, Chordata, Actinopteri, Cypriniformes, Danionidae.
AUGGGGGAAUUCGAGUCUAAUAAUACAAACUGGGCAGCCGAACAAGAAAACUCGAAAAACCUCGUCUUUCUUCUCUCUGCAGUCUGUGAUUACACUGGAUAUAUUUGAUGACUGGUUUACUGUUUACAAAGCAGCGCUCAGUUUUGUUGCGAGCCAGUCCAGUGGGUUGAAAUGUGCAGGAAUUAAAAAAAAUGAAUGAAUGACACACUUGUUUGCUUGUUUGUCUGGACGGCUGUCCUUGCUGUGUGCCAUGAAUUUCCUCUAAAGAUUUUUGCGCUAACUUUCCCUCUUUCUUAUUCGGAGGAACUCCGAGCAUAUCUUAACAGCGAUUUACAGGACCCCGAAAAAAAGUCGUCUGGGACUCGACCAUGCCUGCAGCGACGGGACGCACAGAUCCACAGCCAACAGAGCCUCUGAACAUGAAUCAUUACGCCACUAAGAAGAGUGUGGCGGAGAGUAUGCUGGACGUGGCUCUGCUGAUGGCCAAUGCGUCUCAGCUGAAGGCCGUACUGGAGCAGGGCCCAGAAUUCAGAUAUUACCUUACCGUCAUCAUCCUCAUCGGCGCUUCACUCUUCUUCCAGGUGCUCGCCGGCGCCCUCUUCGUCAACAUGGCUCGCAAAAACCUGAACAACGUGGCGAAUCAGAGGAAGCUGGACAUCAUGAAUAAUGUGGCCACGGGUUUGGUGUUUCUCACCGUCAUCAUCAACAUCUUCAUCACUGCGUUCGGCGUGCAGAAGACAGAGUCUCAGUAAUGGACAUGAAAUAAAGACACAUUCUUCAGUCCAGCCAAUCGUCAAAGACUUCCUUCUGCUUUUGAUAUUUGUUAAGCUAUAUAGAAAACAUAUUUAUUUCACAGAGGGCAUUACAUUAGAGUCUCAAUAUCAUAUUAAAAGCCAUUCAUGUAUCAUAGACGUCCAGAGGAAAAACUGCAAUCACAUAACAUUAAUGCAUUAUUUAAGUGUGAUAUAUUCAUGCUGACUGUAACCAAACAAUAAAUGUUUAUCAUAAAAGACUCCACUGUC